UCGAAGUGACCGUACGUGUUUCCCUCCCUCCCUCCCUCUCUCUCUCUCUCUAUCUCUCUCUCACAGUGGGGGAAACUACCUCAAUAGCUGGAGAGAAAGUUUCAAAAGAGAGAUGAGUGAUUCUAUAGUGUGUGGGCGGGGCGGGAGCGUGACAGAGCGGAAGGCAAGAUUGGAUGAAAAAACAACAUCUGGCAACUCUGCUAAAUCUGACACACACUCGCAGCCCUUCUCCCUAAGACAUUGCGGUAGCCUACAGGAACGCCAGCAGCAAUUUGCAGAGAGCGCCGCUAAACACACCGCUAAGAUGGCAAAGAACCCGUUUAGCGGCGAUUGCAAGGCCACCGCUGCCUCCACACUCGCUAAGGACGACCCCAACUACGGACGGCCAGUAGCAGGGAGCAAGACGGAGCGGAGAGGCAAGAACGCGGCCAAACACGUGAAUGCUGAGGUGGUGUUCCUAUGCGACAUGAUUCACCAAGAGGGAAUCCCACUUCCUGAUGGCACCGCGGUCAUUGCUUUUGGUGAACUGUUCCAGAUCUACACACGCAUUUCAAACAAGCUGGUGGGAAUGUUGCUGCGGGCGAGAAAGUACAGCCUAUUGACUUUUGAAGGGGAAACACUCUUCCAGCGAAGGGAUGACCACGUGCCUAUCAAAUUACUGAAGCCUAUACAAGAAAUUAGGGCCGAGCUGAAUGAAGACCAAGAUUUUGAUGUCGGCGUGUGUCAUAAGGCGCCGCGCUAACACACACGCACGCACGCAAUCACACGCACGCACGCACGCAAUCACACGCACGCAAAUACACGGACAUGCACGCAAACUCAAAUUCUUACGUUUUUUUAUUUGUACGCACACACACACACACACACACAUACACAAACACGCAAACUCAAAUUCUUAAGGUUUUUUUUCUAGUGUAUUUAUACGCACGCAAACGCAAACACACGCACGCAGAAACACGCACAUGCACGCAAAUUCAAUUUUUUUACGUUUUUAAGUUUAUUUAUAUGCACACGCAAAUUCACGCACGCACAAACCCGUACAUGGUUUUUUUUUUUUUUAUUUGCACGCACACACGGACACACACACACACACACACACACACACACACACACACACAUGCACGCAAACUCAAAUUCUUACGUUUUUAGUUUAUUUAUACGCACACACGCACGCACACACACGCAACAUGCACGCAAAACUCAAAUUCUUGCUUUUUUUCUUAGUUUAUUUGUAUUUAUUGAAGUUUUUGUUGUGUUUAUUGUUACGUUUUAAAGCAUUUUCAGUGACACACACACACACACACACACACACACACACACACACACACACACACACACACACACACACACACACACACACUCAUUCACCUUCCUAACUUAUCUGUGUUCCCAACUUACCACACACACACUCAUUCCUUCUCUCUAUAAAACCCACUUUUAUUUUUUUAUUAUUAUUUUCUCUCUCUCUCUCUCUCUCUCUCUCUCUCUCUCUCUCUCUCUCUCCAAUUCACUAAUAAUUUUUCCUUCUCUAUAUAUAUAAAUCUCUCUAUAUAUAAAUCUUACUAAUGGCUGUACUUAAAUUAAUUUAUUAAUUAAUAUAUGUAAGUAAAAAUUAUCUUAAUGUAUACGUGUGUGUGUGUGUGUGUGUGUGUGUGUGUGUGUGUGUGUAUUAAUAAACUUCUUUGUGACUUUUCUAA
Molecule: messenger RNA, 1697 nt
Organism: Portunus trituberculatus (swimming crab)
Lineage: Eukaryota; Metazoa; Arthropoda; Malacostraca; Decapoda; Portunidae
Product: actin-binding Rho-activating protein-like
Exons: 6
Coding region: 113-742 (209 amino acids)
Biological process (GO): positive regulation of Rho protein signal transduction
Molecular function (GO): actin binding
Source: RefSeq, a predicted model, not a curated record